AUGGCGACGGAAACCCCUGCUAUUGAUGCUAUCCCUGAGAUAUCGGAUACUCGUCGAGUUGAGCUGAUUCAAAAGAUUAGUUCAAUGGCACCAGAUAUUUCAAGCACCACUUGGGCGGUUUUAUGGUUGUCGGACAUAGAACAACUCGAGGACCUCUCGAAUAUGAAAGCAGGACUACUUUCAGCUACACUAACAGGACUAGUGGUUCCCACUCGUCAGAUCCUACUGCAGUGGGCCAGCCGUGCCCGCAGUGUGGACUCCGACAAAACCUCAAAGAGGAAACGAUCUGAUUCGAUCAAGGAUACGUGUAUCAUACGCGAUAAGUAUUGUUUGCUCACGGGCAAAGGAGAGCCUGUUGAGAUCGCUCAUAUCUAUCCUUAUAGCAUGAUGGGCAAGCCGAAGACUACACAGGAGCUGUUUUGGAGGCAUCUGGAGUCCUUUUGGCACCCAGAAAGAAUUGCGAGAUGGAAGAAAACUGUGAUGGACCCAAGCGGAGUCAAGGUGUUGGAGAAUAUCAUGUGCCUCUCCCGCGACUCACACGGCUUGUGGGGUAAAGCUCGCUUUGCCCUGCAGCCACUUGAACUAUCUGUCGAUCGUAAAGCGUUGGCAGUACGGUUUUUCUGGAUCCCUGUAUCAAAAUACAUGAAGACAAUGGGUCUUAAGACGACACCAUUUCUCCCACCGAACCUCGGGCAUACAGGACAAAGGAUCAAGCUUUUCAAUUGCGAGUCAGAAAAGCCAAUCUGUUCAGGCGAUGUUAUAACCAUGAAGACAAGUGAUCCCGAUGAAUAUCCACUUCCAUCUUUCGAACUGUUGGAGAUGCAAUGGUUCUUGACUCGAGCAUUGGGGUUGAGCGGUGCCGCCGAUGUUGAUCCAGCGGAGUGGGAUAGUGACUCUGAUGAUGAGGAGGAAGAGGAGGAGCUGGUGGCUCGACCAUGAGGUCGAGCACAUAGCCUUCAGGAAAACAAGCACCCCCUCAAGGGCCUCGAGUAGAAUGUCUAGCAAAGCAGCGC
Aspergillus caelatus is the source of this 1013-nucleotide messenger RNA. RefSeq names its product HNH endonuclease signature motif containing protein. The coding region runs from base 1 to 939 and encodes 312 amino acids. Lineage: Eukaryota; Fungi; Ascomycota; Eurotiomycetes; Eurotiales; Aspergillaceae. The transcript is spliced from 3 exons. The record is from RefSeq and is a predicted model, not a curated record.